GACGUGCCAUGGCAAAAGCGCCGCAACCGAUCAUCGAUGCGCAAAUGGCUAUAGGAGAACUAAUAAAUGCUAAUGCAAACAUCGAUGGUGGGAGAUUUCAAUGAAUAGUGGAGAAAGUAACCUUAUCUAAGGUAAACCGGCGUGAGCUGCGGUCAUUCUUCGUAGCCUCCGUGGUCAAGUUCAGUCUGCAAGGAGGAUUCAACAGCUACAGUCUCGUGAAAAUUUACGCACGGCAUUCUUGAGAAGUGGAAGGAAGCGUCCGAAUCGGAUCUGUACAACGUUCGUCUGUUGGUUUUUUUUUCUUCUUACGUUUGAUGUGAGGGUGUUUUGUUAUUUUUAUUUUGUGUGCGAUCGCGGGUGCUUUUCGACGAUUUGCCAACGGAAAUGGGCCUGGGAAAUUUAACAUCGCCUACCAACUUCUCCCUGUUCAUCGCCACGGAAUUCAGGGAGGUCGCACAAGGAACCGAUCCAGAAUAUGAACAAUUUUUGGCGGACGUGUGGGUUGGCAUCGUUCUAACCCUCAUGGUCCUUAGCUGUGUCUGCUGCAUGUGCUCUUGUCUACUUUACCAUAAAUUUCAACAAUGGAAACGAAGCGUUAUCGAGGCUCGGCAAGCAGCCGAAAUGGAAGGAGGCUUUCAUCCAGAUUUGGACACGUUACCUAGUUAUACGAUAGCUUCGGGCCUUCCUAGCUACGAGGAGGCCCUGGAACAGCUGAAGAAAGUUAAGGAGAUGACGAAACCGAGGAAGAGCAACAACGAAAAUAACGGGGCCACCUCGGCGCCGCGUCUCAGUGUUCACAGGUUAUCUGUCACCGAACUGUUCCAAUUAUACAGAUCUAGAUCGAAUAGCAUCACCUCUGUGAACAAUGGUUGUACGAGCAACAAAUCGCAACUGUAACAAGAAUCGCAUCUGAAAGCUAAUAUUUAGCUUUCCGGAUUUCCGUCCAGAACCGGUACCAUCGAUUAUUCCAUUCAUUCAUUUAUGCUGCGAAACGUGUCUGAUUAGACGAGACGUGCGUUCGCUCUUCAUUUGCGUACUUUUUAGUGUACUCGUGCAAAUUAAGAAGAACGCUAAUGAUGACUUUUUUUCCUCUCGUUUUAUGAUUAUUGUUAUUAUUAUGUAUUGUGAAAACUAAUUCAUACUGGCUGUGUUUAGUAUAAGUAUCUUAAUUGAAUUAAACGCUGGAUCGUGACGCGUUUCAGUCACUUCGAAACGUCCGUUUGUGUAUAUUAAGUAUUUUAUAUAUGUGAUAAAUGUAACGUGUUUAUUUUUCUUCUCGUUAGAUGCUGGUCAUCAUAAGAAAUUAGGUUAACUUU
Nicrophorus vespilloides is the source of this 1316-nucleotide messenger RNA. RefSeq lists its product as uncharacterized. The coding region runs from base 385 to 897 and encodes 170 amino acids. The record is from RefSeq and is a predicted model, not a curated record. Lineage: Eukaryota; Metazoa; Arthropoda; Insecta; Coleoptera; Silphidae. The transcript has 3 exons. Gene Ontology annotation, biological process: axon guidance.